AUGGCCGACCCCCUGGUCUGCUUUUGGGGGGGGGGAGGAGUGGUGGAUGUGGGUGAGAAAAGAUCAGCAGAAAGGAACAUGAAAGGAACAGUCAAUUAUCAUCAGUUGGGAAGUGACCGCUUGGAACGUAGCUUGGAUGCCAGCACGGUUCCAAUCUCCAACGCUCGGUACCCAGAUGAACACUCCCGCAGGGAAUGGAAGCGUUCAAUAACUGCCCUCGCAAGAGCCCGCAUGAACCACCAGGUGUCUGCAGAGUCCAGGGACGAAUUUCUCACCCGAAUCACUGCGCUGAAUGGCAUCUCAACAACCCGGGGCCAUCGAAGUCGUGGUUGCUGCUUCGUGUGUCAAGGAGUUUACGUUGAGUUUGGAGUUCAAAACAAGGGAGUGGAUGCUCUCUCGCGUACUAUGAGAGAGGACAAGUGCAACAGCCUCCCAAGUCGAUUCGAAGUCCAACACUGGUGCGCCCAGUGCGGACAGCAUAGCAAGGAGCAGUAUAUCUCUCCAUGGGUUAGGAGUGAUUCGGCUCCGGGCCAGGCAAUGGCGAAACCCCCAAGCUCCGGCAACAAGCUCUUCUUCCGUCAGCAAGCUAGCAUCGAUCAAAUUCCCACGUAA
This is a messenger RNA of Trichoderma reesei QM6a, 612 nucleotides long. RefSeq lists its product as uncharacterized. Lineage: Eukaryota; Fungi; Ascomycota; Sordariomycetes; Hypocreales; Hypocreaceae. The transcript is spliced from 7 exons. The coding region runs from base 1 to 612 and encodes 203 amino acids. The record is from RefSeq and is a predicted model, not a curated record.